AUGUCGACUUUGGAUUCCAGAGAUGAAGCACGAGAUGGGUCUGCGAGUGGCCAACUUUCACAUCAACCAACAUGGAAAGACUCUCUCAGAGACCGAUCACCUACAGAUGACGACGAACCACAGAAGAAGACUUCGAUACUCGACAGGAUCAAGGCGGCAUGGGCUAAGCUGGGAAUCGACAAGAGGACGUACAUGCAAAUGUUCAAAGGAGCGCUCGCCCCAACCAUUGCACUCGCUGCGUACCAAGCAGAUGCUUUCGCUGACUUCUUCACCACGAUUGGAUACUUGGUAAUCAUCAUGACCAUUCUGCCCGUCGUCAUCACUCCGAGGGCCAAGUUUCUGCAGACCAUGCUCAUCAACGUGCUGUUUGCUUGCUUUGGAGCCGCCGUGGCUUUGCUGGCCAUAUUCUGCUCCGUCAAAGCCAGAGUCAACAGUGUUGGUGAUGCUGCGCCUGGACAAGGAGGACCGGGCACGAGCGGGACUCCUGCUGAGGGCGCGUCGACGGCCGUUUACAACUCUUCUGGGUCGGCGGUGGCGGGGGUCUGGCUCUUCGUACAAGUUUACAUCAUCAGCGUCAUCCGGGGAACGAAUGCCCAGUAUACGAUCCCAUGUAUUCUAUGGGCCAUAUUUGCAAAUGUGGGCAUGACCUACGGCCCUCAAUUCAGUACAAUGGCUCAGGCCGAGUCGUUCAUACAGCGACUCCUGUUGGGUUUCUUGACCGGGUUCGGAAUCGCAACGGGGGUCUCUCUGCUUGUCUUCCCUCUUACCAGUCGGCAGAAUGUCUUCAAGGGCAUGGCUGGAUACCUCUCCGCUCUUCAAGCUGCAUUGAAAGCAAAUCUGGAGUACAUGCACAGCCUGGAAGUCAUCGACAUGUUCGCUGAGCAGAAGACCAAAACGGGUGGAGAGAAGCCGCCUAGGAGCAAGGAGGCUGAAGCCGUCAAAUCUAAGAUGAAGGCGCUCGCAGCAAUUCAUGCGAAAAUCAACACGGACUUGCCGUUUGCGAAGAGAGAGGUCGCCCGCGGAAAGCUCGGACCGGAGGACAUACAGGAAUGCUUUCGCCUGCUUCGACUCAUCAUGAUCCCGACUGUCAAUCUUGGAAGUAUGUCGGAUAUAUUCGAGCGGAUUGCUGAUGAGAGAGGUUGGGAUCGAUCUGUGAAUCUCGCAAAUGCCACUCUUGAGGAGGCUCAUGAUGAACAGGAGAAGAUGAGAAUCGAGGCUGUCAAUGAGUGGCAUGAGUUGAUGAGGCUACUCCGAGAACCAUUCGACAGUAUUACCAGCACCAUCAACGAUGGCUUGCAACACGUAGCUCUCACAUUGGAGCUUGUGCCCAUGCCCAAGCCGACUGGUAAGGACGUCGAAGCAGAAGGAUCCUGCCCUAAGCCAGGAGAGAAGGGAUACUCGACAUAUUUUCAAGAACAAGCGCACCGAUUUCUACACAGCAAGAAGACCAUGCUCAGAGGAUGGUGCCGUCUUCAUGGGAUUGAUCUGCCCGAAGACUUCUUCGACAAUCCCGACAGCAAAGACUUCGAGGCGCCCGCCUGGAUGCAGGAGGGCAUCUACUCAGAGGCGCAUCGGAGGCUGCGAAAACAGCUCUUCCUCUUGUUGUACAUUGAGUUCCUUCUCAUCGACGUUUCGAAGCGGACGCAUCAUCUCAUGGUCGCUGCGGAGAACUUUCACGAAAGCGGCAAGCUCUCCAGGACAAGGCUCGUCGUUCCCGGCGUCAAGCGGCUGCGGAAGUGGGUCAUGAGCUUGUUCAAUGACACGAGAGAUGCCCACGAAGAGGAUGAUAUGCACACUGACGGCAACGCGACACAGCAAGUCUAUCUUGGGGAUGCGUACAAGCACAGGAAAGAUCCAGAACAUCUUCCACCACAGAAUGCGUGGGAGCAUUUUGGCAAUCAAUUCCGGAAGAUUGCACACUUCUUUCGCUCUCCGGCUUCAUCCUUUGGCUUUCGCGUCGCGUGUGCGACGAUGAGCAUUGCCGUGAUCAAUUACCUGCACGACACGCAGACCUUCUUCACCACGCAGCGUCUCUUCUGGGCCCAGAUCAUGGUCUCGAUCUCCAUGAGUCCAACGGCUGGUCAAAGUCUUCGCAAUUUCUUGUUGAGGAUAUUUGGCACUCUCUGCGCCCUCAUCCUCUCCUGGAUCGCGUGGUAUAUUGUCGACGGCCACACGGCUGGCAUUAUUGUAUUCUUCUUCAUCUUCACUCACGCUGGUCCCUGGGUGCUUUUGAAGUAUCCCCAAUACACUCCUGUUGGCAUGAUUGGGCAAGUCACCAUGGGUCUGAUAAUUGGGUACGAACUCCAGGUUCGCAAGAUUGGAGUCCAGGUUGCUACCUCAAACGGCCAAGCCUACUAUCCCAUCUAUGAACUCGGUCCCAUAAGGCUUGCCACGGUCUGUGCAGGCUUGUACGUAACCCCUGUCGUGAAAGCGCCUUACCAAUCUGCUGACUGAUCUAUAGGUUAGUGGCUUGGCUAUUUACCAUCUUCCCGUACCCCAUCUCCGAGCAUAAUCAGAUUCGUAAGUCUCUUGGAUCUUCACUGUACCUGCUGGCGAACUAUUACUCGGUCAUGCACGAGACCGUGAAGCUCCGGUUGCGGAACCAGCAGGGUGACAUGAACAUGAAAGAAAGCCCCGGCCGGAAGCUUGAGAAGGCUAGGACCAAGCUCUUUUCCAAGGCCAACUUGACCAUUUCCGGACUUCGAACGCAGUCCACGUUCUUGGCUUUCGACAUUCCCAUCGGCGGCCGUUUCCCUCGGGAACAUUACGAGAAGAUUGUGGAUCAACUACAGAGCAUAUUAAAUUUCAUGUCGCUAGUGAGCUUGGCGUCGUACAGUUUUACGGAAUUGCGAGAAGAAGGCGAGCACCAAGAUGGCCUGAAAUGGUUGGCCAAUUUCGAAAAACUCGUGAACCAUGCGACCAUGACCUCAGAGCAAGUGACGACGCUGUUGUCGCUCAUGUCGGCGUCGGUCAUUUCAGGCAAUCCAUUGCCUCCGUACCUACGCGUACCGGAGCCUUGGCUCCUCGCGAACAAACUUGAGGAUUUGAGCAAGGACAUCUUGAGCGUCAAGCACAUCGCGGAGCCGGGAUAUGCCAGCUUCGCCGUGAUGCAGAUUGGGACACGCUUCAUCAACGACGAUCUCAGAGGGUUGGUCGAGGGCGUGAAGGGGCUUGUGGGCGAGUUGGACUUCUCUUACCACAUCGUCAGCACGGCCGAUGCAGCGCAGGAUAACUCCGAGGAGACGUUGGUCUACACGCGAACCAAUACUGCUCUGCGGUCGAAGCAGGAUUGA
This is a messenger RNA of Lecanosticta acicola, 3293 nucleotides long. Lineage: Eukaryota; Fungi; Ascomycota; Dothideomycetes; Mycosphaerellales; Mycosphaerellaceae. The record is from the annotation of a GenBank genome assembly.